UGAUGUUUUAGGGAGGGGAGAUGGAAGAGAAAAUUGGACUUGGGAGAUUUGGAGGCUCGUUGAAGGUUGACAAUGUGCAGGCUCUCGCUGCAAAGGUGAGCUCAGAGAUUCCAGAUAGAUAUGUGAGGGAGGAGAGGAAGGCCGACAUAGUCGCCCGCGACGAAGAAAACUCCGGCGAAGGCAUCCCGAUCAUCGAUUUCGGCAAGCUAUACGAUUCCGAGUACUCGGAGGAGGAAGCUGCAAGGCUGCACUCCGUCUGUGCAGAUUGGGGCUUCUUUCAGCUAAUAAAUCAUGGCAUAUCCCAAGAUAUUAUAAGCAAACUAAGACAAGACAUUGAAGAGUUCUUUAAGCUUCCAUUAGAAGAGAAGGAGAAAGUCGCUCAAAUACCGGGCCAAAUAGAAGGCUACGGCCAAGCAUUUGUUCAUUCAGAGGAACAAAAACUUGAUUGGGGAGACAUGCUUUUCCUCGCAACAUUUCCUCCAAACAUCAAACAAUUGCAAUUAUGGCCCACUAAUCCGCCUUCAUGCAGGAAAACUCUUGACGAGUAUGCAAUGGAAGUGAAAAGAGUAGCUGACGGUCUCUUCAAAAUGAUGUCAAAAAAUUUGGGGCUAGGAUUUGAGAAGUUUUAUGAGAUGUUCAGAGGGGGUAUGCAAUCUUUCAGAUUCAAUUACUAUCCUCCAUGUCCAUGUCCUGAGAAGGUCUUGGGUCUUUCUCCGCACUCUGAUGCUGUCGGAUUGACAGUAUUGCUACAAAUAAAUGAAGUGCAAGGCUUGCAAAUUAGAAGAAAUGGUGGAUGGCUCCAUGUUAAAGCUCUACCGGAAGCUUUCAUUGUUAACGUUGGUGAUGCUAUUGAGAUAUUAUGCAACGGGAAAUAUAAAAGUAUUGAGCACAGGGCUAUUGUGAGAAAUAACAAGGAGCGGCUAUCAGUUGCUGGAUUUCAUACACUAAAUGUUGGUGAUGUGGUGGGACCGUUACCAGAGAUAUCAAAAAGAGAUAAGUUGCUUUAUAGAAGUUUGCCUUUUGAAUAGUAUGCAAAGCUUAUUUUUGCUAGCAAAUUGGAAGGAAAGAAUAUUUUGGAUCACAUGAAAUUGGAUGAAUGAUGAUGAGGAUGAAUGACAUAGCUCUCCUACUUAUAUAGAUGUCAAGGCCAUUGAAACUUUGUAGUUGGUGAUAAAAUACAUGUAAGAGAUUUAAAAUGUCUUUUAUUUUUAUU
Molecule: messenger RNA, 1213 nt
Organism: Phalaenopsis equestris
Lineage: Eukaryota; Viridiplantae; Streptophyta; Magnoliopsida; Asparagales; Orchidaceae
Product: S-norcoclaurine synthase 1-like
Exons: 4
Coding region: 21-1028 (335 amino acids)
Source: RefSeq, a predicted model, not a curated record